UCGAGAAGCCCCCAGCGGAGGCAUGGAGUGUCCUUCGUGCCGGCACCUCUCCAAAGAGGAAGCCCCCAAGUUCUGCAGCCAGUGCGGAGAGAGACUGCUUCCUCCUGUGGCCCCCAUGGCAGAUUCUGAGAACAGUGAUGCCACGGCGGCCCCAGAGGGCAGCUUGGAGUGUGAGGAAGAGCUAAAGGAGGAAGGGGGCCCUUGCCUGUCCCUGGGCUCAAGUGAUUGUCAGGAAAACCCAGACGAGCCCUGUUCCGAAGCCCCUUGGACUGUCCAGCAGAGCAAAAAGAAAAGGAAGAAGAAUGUUCGGAAGACUUCCGCUUCUGCGGAGCUGGAGUCCUUGCCCCUGUCUCCUUCCAGCCCCCAGAGUCUGAAUUUGCUUUCAAACCCUGGGACCCAGGACACGGCCUUGCCCCAAGGCCAAACUCAGCAGGGUGGUCAGAUCGGCCAGCCGCGCCGGCCCUCGGGCACAGGCGAGACGCCGCUGGAGAGUGACGGACCCUCCGCACGUGCCCACGGGGAGGCUGGCGGCAGCCCCCCGCAGGGUCAGGAUGCGGGAGGACCAGGCGCAGCCACGGGAGGCUCGGCUCAGGGCAGCCCCUCACCCCAGGACCAGUCGGAAGGGCAGGACCGGGACACCAGCAUCCCCGUGGGGGGAUCCCCGGAAAGGGCCGGCCCCACCACCUCUGCUUGCGAAGGCCGCCCUGGGGCUGAAGAGGCUGCCCCCGAGCUCCCGUCGUCGUCGUUGUCAGGAGGGGGCAGCUCUGAGCCCGGGACAGAACAGCAGACCUCCGGACAGCAGGCGGGAGCCCCCGCCGCCGGGGCGAGCGAUGCUGCGGCCGAGCCAGCUCAUCCAGUUAAAGGGGCCAGGAAGGAAGUGAAAGACAAGGCUCCGAAGACGAAACAGCCACCAGCAACCACGCCUGCUUCCAAACGACACUGCCAGGAGGCUGAGACCAAGGACAAGACGGCCGUUACUAGAGAGAAUGCUGGUCAAAAGGAGAGCGGGCAGCAGGGAGGCCCGAAGAAGCCAGAAGGGAACAGCAGAGGUUAUGCCACGGCUGUGAAGAGUGAGAAGGAGCAGAGAAACCGGAGCACCGCACAGGAAGUCAAGGCGAGCCUGCCGAGCCCCAGAGAAGGCGUCACGGUGUACUUCCACGCCAUCCUCUCCAAACAUUUUGCAUUCAACCCCGACCACCAUAAGUUGUUUGUCCGCGGGGGAGAAGAGCUCGGGCAGCCGAAAUGGAGCAGGAACGUCUGUGAGCUGCACUGCACCAGGAGCUUACCUGAGGACGGCUGGCUCGUCGAGGGCAGCACGGUCAUCUCCCGGCAGCACCUGAACAAACCCAUCCCUUACAAGUACGUCGUCGGCCACAGCAAGGGCCGCUGGGAGUACGAGUUCAUCUACAAGCAGCAGCAGCAGGAGGGCGAGCACGUCAACCGCUGCCUGCUCGUCAGAUCUUCGCUCCUGGGCUCGGGAGAGUGGCAUCAGUAUGAUGACAUAAUUUGCAUGAGGCCUCCCGGGAAGUUCCAGAGUUUCUUAGACCACGUAACAGACGGGACGCGGAGGUCGCUGGUGAAAGGAAAGCAGCUGGCCGCCACCGUGAUGCUGGACGGCAUCUUCAGCGUCCUCCAGACCUGGGACGCCAUCAACUUAAACAACUUUUUCACCCAGUUCCAGCAGUUUUACUCUGUUGUCCGAGUGCCUAUGGUCUAUGAAGGACGCGCACAGCCGUGGAGCGCUUUGGGCUACGGAGAGAAAGAGGUGAAGAGAGACUUGUGGGAGUAUUUGAAAAAGCAAAUGGAACCAUUUCUGGACAGAAGAGGGGACUCUCUGCCCAAAGACUACCCAGUGAAGAGUAAACUGAGGAUGGGCCUGAUCGUGCUUUUCUCAGUGGAAAAAUUCAGCUUGCCCUUGUCAGAAGAUGACCUGAACUUGCUGUGUGACAUGCUUGUCCCGGAUGCCGGCUCACCAGACGACCUUCACAACGACCUAAGCCACAUCCUCGGGACAUCUCAGAGCUGGCGCGAGUACCUGGUAAGCCUCUGCCACUCGUGCGUCGACAAGCGGCUCCACUGCUGGCUGGGCGCCCUGCCCGUGCUGCACUACUGCGCGAAGCCGCCCCCCCAAGGAAGGGACACCGGGAGUCAGCCAGAGGACACCUGGGCAGCCCUCGAGGGAAUCUCCUUCUCACAGUUCCGGGAGAAAGGGGCACAUUGGAGUCAAAUACUUCAGUUUAUGGAGGGGGAGAAGCAUUUGCUGAAUGUAGACGAAUAUCUCUUCCGAUCCUGGUUUAGCCUGCUGCCUCUGAGUGACUUGGUUCAGUAUAUGAAGAGCUUCAUUGAAUACUUGGGUCAUUUUCCUGCUGGUGUCCUGGACUGUCUUGUGGGGACUUACUACCGCCUGCGAGGACUUACGGAAAUCUCUUACCGAAAUCUGGAGGAUGUUGAAAGCAUUUUAAAAAUGCUGUUGCACCUCCUGGACGCUUACCACAACAACAUUCCCGAGGAGACCCUGUCACAGUCCUACCCGAGUGUGUGCCUGAAGCUGCACGAGGCCAUCUGCAGCGUCACCAAAAACGAGAGGUUUUACCAGAUUCCUGCCUUGUCGGCCGAGAUCGUUUGCUGUGUUGUUGCACUUCAGCCUGCGGUGGAUUCAGGAGGACUCGGGGAUGAAACCGGGAAGAGUUUGGUUCCAACGGUCUCCCAGGGCGCUCUCACCACUACGAGAACUUGGCUCCGCAGAACCUUUAAAAAGAACAUGUUCCAGGAGACAUAUCGUUUACCCGUCUCGUUCACUUAUUCCGAGGAAAUUGAGGUCUGGCGGCGGCUGGUGGAAAUAAACUUCCCUGUGGAGCACGGUUGGAAGGAGUCGUUGCUGGGAGACUUGGAAGGGCGGCUCAAACAGGAGAGGCCUCUCUUGCAGAUCCGUGCCUACUGCAACUCGCGCUGGGACACCGCAGGCUUAGAGGACAGUGUGGCCAAGAGCUUUGAGAAGUGUGUCAUCGAAGCCGUGAGCUCAGCCUGCCAGUCGCAGACCAGUAUCCUCGAGGGAAUCUCUCAUCACGAUUUGCAGAAAUUUGGCACCCUGGUGUCUGCCGUGAUCGCCAAGUCCUGGCCGAGAAACAGAGGGAAGGCCGUGGAGGACUUGGAUGAAAUUUUGAAGCACCUGCUCACGUGGCCGGAUGUCAAGCAUCUUUUCAAAUUGUGUGGAACCGAAAAGAAAAUAUUAGCAAAUAUUACAGAGGAUGGCAAGAAUCUGAUGGCCACUGCUGACUCUGUGUUCACAAAAGUUGCUGGUGACCUCCUAAAUGGAACGGUUUCCGUCGGGCAGCUAGAGCUGAUCAUGAAGCACAAGAAUCAGUUUCUUGACAUCUGGCAACUCAAGGAAAAAAGUCUUUCACCCCAGGAGAAAGUAUCUGAUAUGAAGAAAGUACUGGAUUGGAGAAAGGACGAACUACUUUUUCUAAAGAAGGAGAAAAGAUACGUUGACGGUCUGCUGAAGUUGUGCGAGAACGUGAAACACCUGGUACAAGUGGACUUUGGAGAGGUUGCAAGAAGACACUCAGAGGACCUCAGCCGUAAAAGGUUGCAUGACGUCGUGACAGUGAGACUGCCGGCCGCCACGUACCAGCCGAUCACGACACACUACCGCUUGAGCCCCCCGGUCCGAGAAAUGGCUGAAAAGAUAGACUUGCUAAAAGACAGCCACAUCUUCCAGAUCUUCUGGAAGGACGCCGCCGAGGGGCUGGGUGAGGCUGAAGAAGAAUCAGAAAGGCAAAGACUGCAGCUCGCAGAGGCGUACGAUGGUCUGUAUCGUCCUUGUUACGAAAAGUUCGUCGCACUUUAUGAGGAUCUGAAGUCAGGAGAGGUCACCUUUGCAGAAAUCAAUGUCAUCUUCAAGGACUUUGUGAAUAAGUACAGUGAACUGACUACAGAGCUCCAGAUCAUGUGUGCUGUGGACAGCCAGAGCCAAAGGGACUGGGUCCGGGAGCGGGUUGGGCAGAUCAGGGAGUACCAUGACCUGCACCAGGCUGUCAGCGCGGCCAAGGUCAUCUUGCAAGUCAAAGAGGAUCUGGGACUGACCGGUGACUUCAGUGUUCUUUGCACUUUACUAAAUUUCACUGAUAACUUUGACGACUUCUGCCACGAGAAACUGGUCCAGAUCAGCCCGCAGCUCAUCCGGGCCAAGAAGAUGCUGCAGGAUGUGGGCACGGCCCGGUGCCGGUGUCUGCAGGCGCUGUCCCAGAGAAAGGAGUUCGUCGGCUGGGUCCGGGAGGCGCUAGGAGGCAUCAACGAGCUGAAGGUGUUUGUGGACCUGGCUUCCAUCUCGGCGGGAGAGAACGACAUAGACGUGGACCGGGUGGCCUGUUUCCACGACGCCGUGCAGGGCUACGCCCCGCUGCUGUACAAGCUGGACCCGGCAGCAGAGUUCAGCGUGUUCAUGGAGCAUCUGAAAGAACUGUGGAAGGCUCUGGACAACGACCAGCACCUGCCCGAGAAACUGCAUGAUUCUGCCAGGAACUUGGAGUGGCUGAAAACAGUGAAGGAGAGUCACGGGUCUGUAGAACUCUCGUCCCUGUCCCUGGCCAGCGCGAUCAACAGCAAAGGCAUCUAUGUGAUCGAGGCACCCAAAGGUGGCCGAAAGAUUUCCCCAGACGCAGUUCUACGCCUCAUCCUCCCUGAGGGUCACGGUGGCCACGAGGAGAUGCGGGACUACUCUUUAGAGGAGCUGAAGGAGCUUUUAAACAAGCUGAUGCUGAUGUCUGGCAAGAAGGAUCACAGCAACGCGGAGGUGGACCGAUUUUCCGAGGUGUUCUGCAGCGUGCAGAGGCUGGUCCAGGCCUUUCUAGAUCUCUACUCUGCCGGGAACAUGCUGUUCAGGAGCUGGACUGCCGAGAUCUACUGCUCCCCCAGGAGGGACGUCUCCAUCCGCAUGGACUUCGGCCUGGGGCUGGUUAACCAGCUGACGGGGAGCGGGGACGUCGCCGGGCUGCUGGAAGCCAUCUGCAGGCAGAUGGAGCAUUUCCUGGGCCACUGGAAGAGAUUCGUGACCGAGAAGCGCAUGGAGCACUUUCACCUCAACUUCUACACGGCGGAGCAGCUGGUUUACCUGAGCACCGAGCUCAGGAAGGAGACGCCCAGCGAAGCUGCCCUAACCAUGCUGUCCUUCAUCAAAGGCCACUGCACCCCAAGGGAUGUCUUAAGGGCCUCCGUGGGGCACGACGAGGAGGCCGCCAGGUACUGCGUGCGGAGAGUGGUUAAGGAGUUGCACCUGGUGCUCUCCGAGUCCAGCCUGGUGGACAAGCUGAAGGCCAUCAUGGAAAAGUCCGUGGGCUGCUUGAGUGCCUUCCUGCCCGACUGCCUGGACCUGGAGGCCCUCGGCCGCUGUCUGGCUCACCUGGCGGUGAUGGGCGGGCCCCCGCCGGAGCGGCAGCUCCCGGGAGGCCUGCACGUCGGCCAGCCCAACCUCGUCGUCUGCGGCCACUCGGAGGUGCUGCCAGCUGCCCUGGCCAUCUACAUGCAGGCCCCGGACCAGCCCCUCCCCACCUACGACGAGGUGCUGCUCUGCACCCCGGGGACCACGUUUGAGGAGGUGGCGCUGCUCCUGCGCCGCUGCCUCACCCUGGGCUCCCACGGGCGCAAGGUCUACAGCCUGCUGUUCGCAGACCAGCUGAGCUACGAGGUGGCCUGCCAGGCGGAGACCCUCUUCCAGAGCCUGUGCACGCAGCGCCACCGGGAGGACUACCAGCUCGUGCUGGUCUGCGACUGUGAGCGGGAGCACUGCUACCUGCCCUCGGCCUUCAGCCAGCACAAGGUCCUCGUCACUCCCCAGGCUCCCCUCGAGGCCAUCCAGGCCUACCUGGCACGGCAUUUCCACGUCCCAGAGCAGAGCCUGUCGGCGGCGGCCGCGUUCAAGGACCGCAUGUGUGUUGGCAUCGUGGCCUCGGAGAGAGCGGGCGUCGGAAAGUCUCUCUACGUGAAGAGAUUGCAUCACAAAUUGAAGCUGAUGACCAGCAAGAAAGUGCCUCUGAAAACCAUUCGACUGAUCGACCCUCAGGUGGAUGAGAGCCAAGUCCUGGGCUCCCUCCUGCCGUUCCUGGCUGCACAGUAUCAGAAGACACCCGUGAUAUUCCACGUGGAUGUGACCUCUUCGGUGCAGACUGGAAUUUGGGUGUUUCUUUUCAAACUCCUCAUCUUACAGUACUUAAUGGAUAUAAAUGGGAAGAUGUGGCUCCGGAACCCCUGCCAUUUAUACGUCAUUGAAAUCCUGGAAGGGAAUUCAGUGCUGCCCGGGAGGUCUUCGACACCGGGUGCACGGACCCCCCAGUUCAGUUUUCUUGACAUCUUCCCAAAAGUCACCUGCAGGCCUCCCAAAGAAGUGCUGGACAUGGAGCUGAAUCCUGAGAGGAGCCAUGGAGAGCCGGGGAUGGAUCUCAUAGAGUUCUGCAGCGAAACUUUCCAAAGACCUUACCAAUAUUUAAAACGAUUCCAUCAAAACGAAAACCUCGACCUGUUUCAGUACCAAGAAGGCUCCAUCGAAGGCACCCCGGAGGAAUGCCUUCAACACUUCCUGAUUUACUGUGGGGUGAUAAACCCAUCCUGGUCAGAGCUUCGGAAUUUCGCGCGGUUCUUGAAUUACCAGCUCCGAGACUGCGAGGCCUCUCUGUUUUGCGAUCCAGAUGUUAUUGGAGACACACUGAAGGGCUUCAAGAACUUUGUGGUGACUUUCAUGAUCCUUAUGGCAAGAGAUUUUUCCACACCGACACUUGACACCUCUGACCAAAGCCCAGGGAAGCACACAGUCCCCAUGGAUGGGGUUAAGGAAGAAGAUCUGGCCCCUUUCUCCCUCCGGAAGCGGUGGGAGUCAGAGCCCCAUCCAUACGUUUUCUUCAACGAUGACCACACCUCCAUGACAUUCAUAGGCUUCCAUUUCCAGCCCAACCAGAAUGGCGGUGUGGACGCCAUCAACCACUUGACUGGGAGCGUGAUCAAGAGGAACGUCAUGACCAUGGAGCUGUACAGUGGGCUGCUGCUUCAGAGGGUGCCCUUCAAUGUCGACUUUGAUAAACUGCCCAGGCACGAGAAGCUCGAAAAGCUCUGCCUGGCCUUAGGGAUCCAGUGGCCCAUUGACCCUGAUGAAACGUACGAGCUUACAACAGACAACAUGCUGAAGAUCCUUGCCAUUGAGAUGCGGUUCCGAUGUGGGAUCCCGGUGAUCAUCAUGGGAGAAACUGGCUGCGGGAAAACCAGGCUCAUCAAAUUCCUGAGCGACCUGCGGCGUGGUGGUGCCGAUGCUCAAACGAUAAAGUUGGUCAAGGUCCAUGGAGGAACGACUGCAGACAUGAUCUACUCCAAAGUCAGGGAGGCUGAGGAUAUCGCUUUCCUCAAUAAGGCCGAACAUCAGCUGGACACCAUCUUGUUUUUGGACGAAGCCAACACAACGGAAGCCGUAAGCGCUAUCAAAGAAGUCCUGUGUGACCACACGAUGGGCGGCCAGCCCCUGGCUAAGUGCUCUGGCUUGCAUGUGAUAGCUGCCUGCAACCCUUACCGGAAGCACUCUGAGGAGGCCAUUUGUCGUCUGGAGUCCGCCGGUUUGGGCUACCGGGUCAGGGCGGAGGAGACGGCAGACAGGCUGGGCUCCAUCCCCCUGAGACAGCUGGUGUACCGUGUCCAUGCUCUGCCCCCGAGCCUGAUUCCUCUGGUGUGGGACUUUGGACAGCUGAAUGACACUGCUGAGAAGCUCUACAUCCAGCAGAUCGUCCAGAGACUAGUCGACUCCAUCCGCCUAGAACCGGACGAGACUCGUGUGAUCGCAGAAGUGCUUUCUGCCUCUCAGGGUUUCAUGAGGAAGAGAAAAGACGAGUGCAGCUUUGUCAGCCUCAGGGACGUGGAGCGCUGCGUGAGAGUUUUCAAAUGGUUUUACGACCACAGUGAGAUGCUUUUAGUAAAACUGAAUUCGUUGGUCUGCGAGUCCAACACCAGCAGAAGUCAUGUCCAGAGAGACCCCAUCCUCUGGUCCCUGGUACUGGCAAUCGGCGUGUGCUACCACGCCUCUUUAGAAAAGAAAGAUUCGUAUCGCAGAGCCAUUUGCAGGUUCUUUCCAGAACCGUAUAAUGACAGCAAGAUUAUUCUGGAGGAAAUCACUCGAACACAGGAUCUUUUUCUCAACGGUGUCCCUCUGAGGAAAACCAUCGCCAAGAACUUGGCUUUGAAGGAGAACGUCUUCAUGAUGGUCAUCUGCAUUGAGCUCAAGAUUCCUCUCUUCCUGGUGGGGAAGCCUGGCAGCUCCAAAUCUCUGGCCAAGACCAUUGUGGCAGACGCCAUGCAAGGCCAGGCUGCUUACUCGGAUCUCUUCCGGAGCCUGAAGCAGGUCCACCUGGUGUCGUUCCAGUGCAGCCCGCAUUCCACCCCGCAAGGCAUCAUAGGCACCUUCAAGCAGUGCGCCCGCUUCCAGCAGGGGAAGGACCUGCAGCAGUAUGUCUCCGUGGUGGUGUUAGACGAGGUGGGGCUGGCGGAAGACUCGCCCAAAAUGCCCCUGAAGGCUCUGCACCCGCUGCUGGAAGACGGCUGCAUUGAAGAUGAUCCUGCUCCUCACAAGAAGGUCGGCUUUGUGGGCAUCUCCAACUGGGCCCUCGACCCCGCCAAGAUGAACCGGGGUAUCUUUGUGUCACGCAGCAGCCCCAGCAAGCGGGAGCUCAUGGAGAGUGCCAAGGGCAUCUGCUCUUCGGACAGCCUCGUUCGGGACAGAAUCCAGGGCUUCUUUGCACCCUUUGCCAAAGCCUACGAGACAGUGUGCAGGAGCCAGGACAAGGAGUUCUUUGGGCUUCGUGACUACUACAGCCUCAUCAAAAUGGUCUUUGCCAUGGCUAAAGCCUCUAAUAGAAAGCCUUCCCCACGAGACAUUGCACAGGCUGUCCUCCGAAACUUCAGCGGCAAAGAUGACAUCCACGCUCUGGACAUUUUUACAGCCAGUUUACCCGAGGCAAAGUGCUCAGAAGAAGUCAGCACCGUGCAGUUGAUCAAGCAGAACAUCUACGGGGCUCUGCAGAAGGCGCCGGGCAGAGAGCUGGAGGACGUGGACUCUCGCUACUUACUCGUGCUGACCAAAAACUACGUGGCCCUGCAGAUCCUGCAGCAGACGUUCUUCAGCGAGGGCCAGCAGCCGGAGAUUAUUUUUGGUUCCAGUUUUCCCAGGGACCAAGAGUACACCCAGAUCUGCAGAAACAUCAACCGCGUGAAGAUCUGCAUGGAAACGGGCAAGAUGGUGGUGCUGCUGAACCUGCAGAACCUCUACGAGAGCCUCUACGACGCGCUCAACCAGUACUACGUCUACCUCGGGGGUCAGAAGUACGUGGACCUUGGUUUGGGGACCCAUCGUGUCAAAUGUCGGGUUCACCCAGACUUCCGCCUGAUAGUCAUCGAAGAAAAGGACGUUGUGUACAGACACUUCCCCAUCCCCCUAAUCAACCGGCUGGAGAAGCACUAUCUGGACCUGAGCACUGUGCUGGAGAAAUGGCAGAAGAACAUCGUGGACGAACUCGAGACGUGGGUGGCGAAAUUCAUCCACAUGAAGGCGGAUCCGUUCCUAGCCAGACACAAGUACAGCCCUUCCGACGUCUUCAUCGGCUACCACUCUGACACCUGCGCCUCCGUGGUGCUGCAGGUCACAGAGAGGCAAGGGCCCAGGGACCCGACCGAGGAGCUCUACCAGAAGGUGUCCAUGGAGGCCAAACUGAUCCUGCUGGAUUGCGCCACCCCCGACGCCGUGGUCCGGCUGAGCGCCUCCUCGCUGGGCUUGUUCGCCGCCCAGGCUCUGUCUCGGGAAUACUACCACACUCAGCAGCACAACUCCUUCGCGGAUUUCCUGCGGGCUCACCUUCACACGACACACCUGGAACGCUGUGCCGUCUUCACAGAGAUCACCACUUUCUCCAGACUGCUGACGAGUCACGACUGUGAAGCCUUAGCGUUGGAGCUAGGAGGCGGGGCUCAGAAACCCACGGUCCUGUGGCUGCAGCAGUUUGACACCGAGCACGCCUUCCUCAAGGAAGUCCGAAACUGCUUAACUUGUGCAGCCAGAUGUAAAAUCCUCAUUAUUCAGACAGAUUUUGAAGACGGAGUUCAGAGUGCUCAGUUCGUUGCCUCGGCUAAGUAUUCUGCUGUGAAUGAAAUCAACAAGGUACAAGGAAACGAGGGCCGUGUCUUCGUCUAUUUCAUCACAAAACUGUCCCGGAUGGGAAGCGGAACAUCCUAUGUGGGAUUCCAUGGAGGGCUAUGGCGGUCUGUGCACAUUGACGACCUCCGGAGAUCCACAGUCAUGGUUUCGGACGUGACUAAACUGCAGAGCGUCACGGUCAGCCAGCUGUUCGAGCCGGGAGAGCAGCCCGAGCUGGAGAUGGGACGUGGGGCGGAAGAUGACCGAGAGGAGGCGAUGGAAACAGAGAGUAGCAGAUCGGGAGAAACGGCAGACGUGGACAUGGAGACGGAAAGUUCUGGGAGGACGGAAGAUGAAACCUCCCAGAUGGGAGGCAGUGACGUGCGGAUCCUGGACACCACCCGGCUGCUGAGGAGCUGCGUGCAGAGCGCCGUGGGGGUGCUCAGGGACAAGAGCGAGAGCUGCAGGCGCAACAUGAGGAGGGUGGAGCUCCUGCUCGGCCUCUUCAGUGAGGACGACGAGUGCAGUGCCUCUUUCCUGCGGGUGACCAAGAUGCGCCUCCAUGAUCUUUUAAAGAAGCAAGAAGAGAACCACCUGCACAGUCUGAAGGAGUGGGUGGCGAGGGAGGCUUCGAACCAGGACGCCCUCCAGGAGGCGGGCACGUUCAGGCAGACCCUUUGGAAGCGAGUCCAGGGUGUUGUCACACCUCUCCUGGCGAGUAUGAUAUCGUUCAUCGACAGAGACGGAAACCUCGAGCUCCUGGCCAGGCCAGAUUCUCCACCCUGGGCAAGAGAUCUUUGGAUGUUUAUUUUCAGAGACAUUAAGCUUCUGAACAUUCCUCUUGUGAUGAAUAACGCAAGACCUCAGAGUGAGAUGUCCUCCAUCAUGGUGCAGAACUACAUGAACCUUUCCGAGAAUGCUUCCAAUGACGUCCCGUUUAGCUGGAGAAUCAAGGACUACCUGGAGGAGCUUUGGGUGCAGGCUCAGUAUAUCACAGAUGCGGAAGGGGUGUCACGGAAGUUAGUGGAAAUCUUCCGGCAGACUCCGCUGGGCGUGUUUCUCGCCCAGUUCCGUGAAGAGCGGCAGCAAGAGCUUCUGCAGCGCUACUGCGCGGACUUUCUCCUCCUGACCAUGAGCAUGUCCACGCCGGAGGAACUAAAGCUUCUGCAGAUGGCUCUGUGGUCCGGCAUCAGUGAACUGAGAGCAGCGUCAGGAGGGCCGGAGCAAGGGGUCUCCUUACCUUGGGUGCACCUCGCCUACCACCGCUUCAGGAGCCGGCUGCAGAACCUCUCCAGGAUCUUGAGCAUCCACCCCCAAGUUCUACGGAGCCUGGCGCAAGCCUCGCGGAGCCACGACCUGGCUGGCCGUGAGAUGACACUGGAUGCGUUUGCAGCGAUGGCCUGUGUGGAAAUGCUGACGAGAGACGCCCUGAAGCCCAGCCCCCAGGCCUGGUUGCAGCUGGUGAAGAACCUCUCCAUGCCGCUGGAGCUCGUCUGCGCCCACGGGCACGUGCACGGCAGCAGAAGGCUGACCGAAGCUGUCAGGGAAGUCAGAAACCAGUGGAAUCGGAUUUUUUCCACUGCACUCUUCGUGGAGCAUGUGCUCCUGGGGACGGAGAGCCAGGUCCCCGAGUUAAGCAAGCUGGUGACCGAGUACGCCUUCUUGCUGGACAAGUGUCUUCAAGAGAACUCUGACCUCAAGACCCACAGGCCUUUUGUGGCUGUGAUGAAAACCCUCUGCGAAUGUAAGGACACAGCCAGCAAGACCCUCGCCAGGUGUGAGAUCCAGCCGUGCCCCAUCUGCCUGGGAGACGCGCAGGACCCCGUCUGCCUGCCCUGUGACCACGUGUACUGCCUGCGCUGCAUCAAAGCCUGGCUUGUCCCCGGGCAGAUGAUGUGCCGCCGCUGUUUGACUGCCUUGCCAGACACGUUCUCUCUAACCGUUUCCCAGGAGCACAGGAAAGCCAUUGAACAACAUGCCCAGUUCCGGCAGAUGUGCAACAGUUUCUUCGUAGACCUGGUUUCCACCAUGUGCUUCAAAGACAACACCCCGCCUCAGAAGGAAGUGGUUGACAGCCUGCUGUCGUUGCUCUUUGUACAAAAGGAACUCUUAAGAGACACUCCCCAAGGACACUGUGAACACACAAAAUCGCUCUCUCCGUUUAAUGAUGUUGUCGAUAAGACUCCGGUCAUCCGCUCAGUGGUACUGAAACUGCUUUUGAAGUACAGCUUCCAUGAAGUGAAAGAUUACAUUGAGGACUACCUGUCCCUGUUAAAAAAUAAAGCUCUCGUAACCGAAGAUAAAACUGAGCUGUACAUACUCUUUAUCAGCUGUCUGGAGGAUUCAUUACACGAGAAGACCAGUGUUUGCUCCAGAAACGAUGAACUGAAGAACCUCCAAGAGCAAAGGCUCUUCCUUAAGACGUACCCCCUGGAAAGACGUGGCCAGGAAGCUGCCCACGAGGCUUCAGUCGAAUACCUGCAGGAGAUCGCCAGCAUCCGCCUCUGCCUGGACAGGGCUUCUGACCUCCUCGCGGAGCUGCAGGGAGGCUCAGAGAUGGCUGAGGAGAAGCGGCACUAUCUGCGGCAAGUUGAGCACUUCUGCACCCGCGCGGAGAACGACUGGUACCAGGUGUACCUGGUGAGGAAGCUGGCCAGCCAGCGGGGCAUGGAGUUCGUGCAGGGCCUCUCCAAGCCGGGCCACCCGUGCCAGUGGGUCUUCCCCAAGGACGUCAUCACACAGCAGGAGGACUACCCGGGCCAGAUAGAUCGAUACCUGGUGUACGGUGAUGAGUACAAGGCUCUUCGUGAUGCCACGGCCAAAGCUGUCCUAGAGUGCAAGCCCCUGGAUAUUGUGACUGCCCUGAAGGCCUGCAGGAAACCCAGAACCCAACAGGCAGUCCACUUACUGUUAGCACUUUUCAGAGAGGUGGCUGUUUUAUACAGAUCCAGUAACGCGAACCUCCAUCCUAAGCCGGAGCAAUGCGAAGCUGUGAACAAAUUCAUCGAAGAGUGCGAGAUCUUCUCUCCCGCUAUCAAAUGUUUUGCAACAUCCCUUGUGGACAAUACCCUGCCAUUGCUGAGGACGAGCCCCGGUGACAACGGCCUUGAAGGAGCAGUGACAGAAAUGGCCGUUCAUACUGCAGCCAUCCUUCUGUGUGGACAAAACCAAGUCUUGGAACCACUAAAGAACUUGGCUUUCUCCCCAGCCAGCAUGGUGAACGCCUUUCUUCCAACAAUGCCUGAAGACUUGCUGGCUCAAGCUAGGUACUGGAAGGGUCUGGAAAGAGUCCGUUGGUACACCUGCCCCAACGGCCAUCCCUGCUCUGUGGGAGAGUGCGGCAUGCCGAUGGAACAGAGCUUCUGUGUAGACUGUCGCGCUCCAGUUGGAGGUUCCAACCACAAACCUCACGAUGGCUUUUCUGUUAUCACAGACAGCACAGACAGAACCCAGACUGGCCACGUGCUGGGUGACCCGUGGCACAGAGGCGUGGCGGUGGUGCCUGACCGAGAGCUGUCCCCGGCGGUCUUCCUUCUCACCCGGCUGCUCACGCACUUGGCCAUGCUGCUGGGGGCCGUCCAAAACCCGCAGGCUCUGAUACACAUCAUUAAGCCUCCCGUGCAGGACCCGAGAGGAUUCCUGCAGCAGCACGUCCAGGCAGACCUGCAGCAGCUAACCAGGAUGCUGGGGAGGAGCGCGGACGAGACCGCCAACGCCGUCCACCACGUCCUGUGCAGCCUCGCCCAGGCGCAGCACCGCCCCUCCGGCCAGAGGCUUUUAAAUUUUGAUGCAAAGUUGUCAACCAAAGAAAUGAGAAACAACUGGGAGAAACAAGUUGAAGCCGUUAUGUUACCUGAACUGCAGCAUCUAGAUAAAACCCUUCUGACCGUGAACACCCUAAUCAGCCAAGAUGAGCGUAUCAGCUCCAACCCUGUGGCCAAAAUCAUAUACGGUGACCCAGUGACCUUCUUGCCCCACCUGCCCCGGAAAAGUGAGGUCCAUUGCUCAAAGAUUUGGAGCUGCAGAAAAAGGAUCACAGUUGAGUACCUCCAGCACAUUGUGGAGCAGAAAAAUGGCAAAGAAACAGUGCCCAUCCUCUGGCAUUUCCUGCAGAAGGAAGCAGAACUGGGACUGGUGAAGUUCUUGCCUGAGAUUUUGGCCCUGCAAAGGAGUCUAGUGAAGCGAUUCCAGAAUGUUCCACAAGUUGAAUACAACUCAAUCAGAAGUUUCAUUAGCAGCCACAAUUCAGAUGGGUUGAGACAGUUAUUUCAGAACAGAAUCACCAUCUUUCUGUCGACGUGGAACAAGCUGAGGAGGUCGCUUGAGACCAACGGUGAAAUCAAGCUGCCUAAAGACUACUGCAGUGCCGACUUGGAUCUGGACGCCGAGUUUGAGGUCAUCCUGCCGCGUCGACGGGGCCUAGGCCUCUGUUCUACCGCCCUGGUUAGCUACUUGAUUAACCUACACAAUCAAGUUGUCUACACGGUGGAAAAGUUCUCCAGCGAAAGCAACAGCUAUUCUGUGGACGCCUCUGAGGUCACCGACCUGCACGUCAUCAAUUACGAGGUGGAGCGGGACCUGACCCCGCUGAUUCUCUCCAACUGCCAGUAUCAGGUGGAGCAAGGCGGCGAGACCUCGCGGGAGUUCGACCUGGAGAAGAUCCAGCGCCAGGUCACCAGCCGCUGCCUCCAGGGCAAGCCCAGGCUGACGCUCAAGGGAAUACCCACUCUGGUAUACAGACAUGACUGGAACUACGAACAUCUCUUUGUGGACAUCAAGAACAAAAUGGCACAGAACUCCCUCCCCAACUCGGCCAUCAGCGCCAUCAGUGGACAACUGCAGUCCUACAGCGACACCUGUGAGGCUCUGUCCAUCAUAGAAGUCACUUUGGGGUUUCUGAGCACGGCUGGCGGGGAUCCAAACAUGCGCUUGAACACGUAUGUCCAAGACGUCUUGCGAAUGGGUGACCAGACAGCUCUUGUGCUAAAGGCCUUGAACAGGUGUCAGCUAAAACACACCAUCGCCCUCUGGCAGCUCCUCUCUGCCUACAAGUCCGAACAGCUGCUGCGACUGAACAAAGAGCCAUUUAGGGAAAUCAGCUCAAGGUACAAAGAGGACCUCAGCCCAGAAAAUGCUAAGCUGCUCAGCACUUUCCUGAAUCAGACUGGCCUGGAUACCUUCCUGCUGGAACUCCACGAAAUGAUGGUCUUGAAACUGAAGAACCCCCAGGCCGAGGGCAGCUUCAAGCCUGAGUGGAGCCUGAGAGAAACUCUAGUAAGUUACAUGGACACUAAAGAGAGCGAAACCCUUCCUGAAGUGGAGUGUCAGUUCCCGGAAGAGAUCCUGCUCUCGAGCUGUGUCUGCGUGUGGAAAAUGGCUGCUGAACUGAAACGGGAUCGACAGACGAGAUAGAAUCACGUCCUCAGCACUGUCUUCGGGGAGACUCGGGGCAGAAGGCUCUUGCCCCACACCCACGGCCCGGAUCCCACCACGGCCCGCUGCCUUGGGCAGUGCUCGGGAGGAACGCCAUUGGCCUAGCACGGAAUUCAAGGCCAGGAUGUGCCGU
Messenger RNA from Propithecus coquereli (Coquerel's sifaka), 15725 nucleotides. It is a transcript of the gene RNF213, whose product is annotated as ring finger protein 213. The record is from RefSeq and is a predicted model, not a curated record. Gene Ontology annotation, biological process: negative regulation of non-canonical Wnt signaling pathway; ubiquitin-dependent protein catabolic process; sprouting angiogenesis. NCBI's taxonomy places the organism in Eukaryota, Metazoa, Chordata, Mammalia, Primates, Indriidae. Gene Ontology annotation, molecular function: metal ion binding; ubiquitin-protein transferase activity; ATP hydrolysis activity. The transcript has 67 exons. Gene Ontology annotation, cellular component: membrane; cytosol; nucleolus. The coding region runs from base 23 to 15571 and encodes 5182 amino acids.